GAACCCUAGGGAUGAAUCUUGAAAUUUGAAUGUGUACCAGAUGUAUCAUUUAUUGUACGUCAUCAGCAUAUUUCUUUUGCUCAUCUUUGUCGCAUUGAAUUUUAAUGCAUGAGUAUGAACUGACCAUGAUGGAUCACAUCGCACUGUUCCUUUGAAAUCCAUUGUAGAAAAUAAUCAAGUGGUCGGAGCUAUCAUUGUCCAUUGUCACCCUAUCUUCAAUUCACCCUCUUUAGCCAGCUGACAGACAUUAAUUCCAAAUGUGAAAGUCUUUCAGAAAAGUCGUUAUUAAUUGCGCUCCUUGUUUCAUUUCAAACAGUUCCUUCCCCCCCUCGCAUUUUCUCACUCAAAAGAAAGAGAAUUGUGUCUCUCUUUCUCUUGGUGCUCCGAGACAAGUAUAGAAGAAUUCUAGAGAUACCAGGAGAGAGAUCAAGAAGUCAAGAAAUCACCAAGAAUCCAAGAGAGAGAGAGAGGAACUGACUACUUCGAGUCAAUCACAUGUACAGUUCUCUCACUUUUUAGCUUGCAAUCUCAAAUUUGAGAGAGAGGAUUUGUCAUUUGAGAGCAUAAAAGAAAAGAGAAAUAUACAGUCUUGUGCAAAACCUCCAAGGAGCUAGAGAGAAUUAAUCUAGUCUAUACGUACAAAUGGGAUUUUUUUUACCGUUAUUUACAAUUUCCCAGUGAGAGAACAAGAGCCAUGAAGAGAUUUGAGACAGAAACAAAGAUGGGUUCUUUUUGUUCUCUCUCUUCUUUCAUUCUAUCUCUUGCACUGUUAACUCUACGACAAGUUUCUGGAAACAAUACAGAGCUUCAAGCUUUAAUGGAGCUAAAGUCUGCUUUAGACCCAACAAAUAAGUAUUUAAAGUCAUGGACUAGUGAUGGGGAUCCAUGCAGUGGCUUAUUUGAGGGUGUGGCGUGCAAUGAGCAUGGUAAUGUGGCUAACAUUUCAUUGCAGGGAAAGGGACUGUCUGGUACAUUAUCUCCUGCAGUGGCAGAACUGAAAAGCUUGUCUGGUCUGUACUUGCAUUAUAAUUCAUUGUCUGGAGAGAUACCAAAGGAGAUUGCUGAUUUGACUGAGCUGUCAGAUCUUUAUCUCAAUGUGAAUAAUAUUUCUGGGAGUAUUCCUCCUGAGAUGGGUAACAUGGCUUCUCUACAAGUUUUAGAGCUGUGUUGUAACCAGCUGGCAGGGAACAUACCACCAGAGAUGGGGUCCUUGAAGAGGCUAAGCGUCCUAGCAUUGCAGUAUAAUAGACUAACUGAUCAAAUUCCUGCCAGCUUAGGGACCUUGGGAAUGUUGAAAAUGCUUUAUAUGAGUUUUAAUCACUUGUCAGGGUCAAUUCCUCAAGGAAUAGCUAACAUUCCACAGAUGGAAGUGCUGGAUGUCCGAAACAAUUCUCUUUCUGGAAUCGUCCCUUCUGCUUUGAAGAGAUUAAAUGGAGGAUUUCAGUUCGAGAACAACCCAGGUUUAUGUGGAACUGGAUUUCCUCUAUUGAGAGCUUGCAAUGCUGUUUUUGAUAUCAACCAAGUUGGCCCCUUGGGACCUAUUGCAAAUAAUACUGCUCAAAAAGUUAUCCCCCAGUCUGAAAUUCUUCAGGCACAUUGCAACCUAACCCACUGUUCAAAUUCAUCAAAACUUCCACAGGCUGCCAUUGUUGCUGGGGUCAUUACAGUCACUGUCACGUUGAUGGGUGCUGGAUUUCUGAUCAUUUUCCUCUAUCGCCGGAAGAAACAAAAGAUUGGGAAUACAUCCGAUUUUUCUGAAGGGCGGCUAAGCACUCACCAGGCUAAGGAGUUCCACAGGGCUGGUGCCUCUCCACUUGUAAGUCUUGAGUAUUCUAAUGGGUGGGACCCAUUAGGUGACAGUCGAAAUGGCAUUGAAAUCUCUGGAGAGCAUCUAAAUAACUUUAGAUUCAACCUGGAGGAGAUCGAGUCUGCUACCCAGUGCUUUUCUGAGGUGAAUGUACUGGGAAAGAGCAGCUUCUCAACUGUCUACAAAGGAAUUCUCAAAGAUGGUUCUCUUGUAGCUAUUAGGAGAAUCAAUUUAACCAGCUGUAAACCUGAAGAAGCUGAGUUUGUGAAAGGUUUAGACUUGCUGACAUCCUUGAGACAUAAUAACCUCACUCGGCUGCGAGGUUUUUGCUGCUCUAGGGGCAGGGGUGAAUGUUUUCUUAUCUAUGAUUUUGCUCCCAGGGGAGAUCUGUCAAGAUAUCUUGAUUUAGAAGAUGGAAGUAAUCAAGUUCUUGACUGGUCUACAAGAGUUUAUAUUAUCAAUGGCAUAGCAAAAGGUAUUAGAUAUUUGCACAGCAGUGAAGAGAACAAACCUGUCAUGAUUCAUCGAAGAAUAUCUGUUGAGAAAGUCCUCCUUGACCAGCAGUUCAACCCAUUAAUCGCAGACUCUGGCCUCGCCAAGCUUCUAGCAGAUGACGUUGUCUUCUCAACUAUAAAAAUCAGUGCUGCCAUGGGAUACCUAGCUCCAGAAUAUGUAACCACAGGGCUUUUUACGGAAAAGAGUGAUAUAUAUGCAUUUGGAGUCAUCAUCCUCCAAAUCCUGUCCGGUAAACAGAUCCUGUACUCCAAAUCAAUGCGAUUGGCAGCUGCAUGUUGCAUGUACGAUGACUUCGUUGACACAAGUCUCCAAGGAAACUUCUCUGAAUCUGAGGCAGCUAAGCUGGCAAAAAUAGCACUGGCUUGCACUGACGAGCUCCCUGACCAUAGGCCGACCAUGAAGGAAGUGAUUCAAGAGCUGAACGUAAGCAAUGCUGGUUCUUAACGGCCAUGUUUCUGUAUAACACAGAAAUUGCUCUAUCAUUUGACCAAGGAGACCUUAACAGCGCAGCUCCUGUGAAUACUGCCGAUAUUGCACUUUGUCCUUUGAUUGGAGACGAAUGCGUACCAGAAAUCAGAAAAGAUGGUUCCCUGUAAACAUGGAGUUGGUUGAUGAGAGUCUCUCCAAAAAUUCCUGUAAUUUUAAACCUGAUUUUUUUUUUUUUAAUUUAGCUCUCUAAGAAGCUGUUAUAGCGAAGAGACGAAGAGGAAUUUAAAUAAUAUAAUUUCUCUUUUCUGUCGCCA
This is a messenger RNA of Populus nigra (black poplar), 3066 nucleotides long. Its product is annotated as leucine-rich repeat receptor-like serine/threonine-protein kinase At1g17230. Gene Ontology annotation, molecular function: ATP binding; receptor serine/threonine kinase binding; protein kinase activity. Bases 695 to 2767 code for a protein of 690 amino acids. The transcript is spliced from 4 exons. Gene Ontology annotation, biological process: protein phosphorylation. NCBI's taxonomy places the organism in Eukaryota, Viridiplantae, Streptophyta, Magnoliopsida, Malpighiales, Salicaceae. The record is from RefSeq and is a predicted model, not a curated record.